CUACCACCAUCAAAGGAUCCUUUCUAUAUACCACCGAUGGGAUAUGAAAAAGAAUCGCCAGGUACCAUUUUAAGAUCUCGAACGUUAUCAACGGGAACUGUCGAUAUUCUUUCCACUUUUCCUCUCAACAUUUCAAAGAUUGUACAACUCCUUUAUCGCACAACCGAUGGUCUAAAUGAACCCAUCACUGCUGUCACUACAUUGUUGAUUCCUUAUGGUGCUGAUUAUGGUAAAUUGGUAUCAUAUCAAGUGGCAGAAGACAGUCCGUUUAUAGAUUGUGCUCCUUCUUACUCAUUAACAAGAGGUGGAAGUACUUUCAAUGAUCUCUCUCAGGCGGAAAUUUUACUGAUGGAUACUCUUCUUGCGCGUGGCUGGUGUGUAGCCGUACCAGACUAUCAAGGUGCAAAAUCUAUGUUUAUGGUUGGAGCAAUGGCAGGUAAUGGUGUGCUUGAUGGGAUACGAGCGGUGCUUUCCGGUGCAAAUGGUUUUACAAGCACAUCAUCAUCAUCAUCAUCAUCAUCAUCAAAUUCAUCAAAGACAUUAUUGAGUGUUAAAAAUACAGCUGUGCAGCUCUGGGGGUAUUCUGGAGGAGCUUUAGCGACAGGAUGGGCAACACAAUUACAUGCAACGUAUGCCCCUGAACUUAACAUCAUCGGUAGUGCUAUGGGUGGAACACCUGCGGAUAUCAAUGCAAGCUUUGCAAAGUUGGAUAAGUCGUUUCAAUCCUCUAUCGGUGUGGCAGGUAUCUUGGGGAUGAUGAAUCAAUACACUGAGAUGAAGGAUUACAUUGAAUCUAUUUUGCGCCCGGAGACUAGGAACGAAUUCUAUAAUAUGGGUAAGUAUUGUCUUCUUGAAAUGCUUGUACGAUACCCUUAUCGCAACAUGGAAAACUUUGUGAACCGUACCGAUUACCUUGACAGUCCUGUGGCUCACAAGUGGGUGCCAGCCAGUGAACUAGGCAACUUGGGUACACCUUCCAUGCCCCUUUUUUUAUACCAUGGCAUCUAUGAUGAACUCACUCCUCAUACAUCCUUGCUCAAUCUCUAUGGUAAAUGGUGUACCGGUGGUGCACGUAUUGAAUUUCUUCAGGAACUCAUAGGUACUCACGUUAGUAUUCAACUCUCAGCUGGAUCCAAUGCCAUCCUCUUUUUGGAAAAACAAUUCAACAACUAUGAUAAAGGUUUACCUCCUCCUCCACCUGGAUGCUCUGCUAGAACUUCCGUCACUUCCUUAACAGAUCCAUUAGCGAUGAAAACCUUAGGCAAACUUGUUCGAGAUGGAUUGAAUGCCAUCAUGGGUAAUCCUCUUGGAAUUGGUCGUUUACUUUAA
Messenger RNA from Halteromyces radiatus, 1329 nucleotides. RefSeq names its product secretory lipase-domain-containing protein. Gene Ontology annotation, biological process: lipid catabolic process. The annotation marks the transcript as partial. Lineage: Eukaryota; Fungi; Mucoromycota; Mucoromycetes; Mucorales; Cunninghamellaceae. Gene Ontology annotation, molecular function: triacylglycerol lipase activity. The record is from RefSeq and is a predicted model, not a curated record. The transcript has a single exon.